AUGACUACCUAUGAAGAUGCACGUUGGGAAUCUAGACUUCCUUAUUUUGAAAACAAUGAAACGUGGAGCUUGAUCGAUUUCUUACAGUGGAGUAUAGUGUUCGCAAAAAGUUUCGGGGAUAAACAGGACGAACACCUUUUAUAUAAAGUUUGUUUAGAGAAACUUCGUCUCAAACCGCAACUACUAAAGUCUUGUAGCAGUGAACUCGUAGAUAAGCUGGUCUCGAAUUGUAUUAGUUCAUUUGAGAAGGAUAUAAAAUCGUCCAAAGUCAAGGAGUUCUGGAACAACAGUUCUACUGUUAUGGAAGCCGAAGCACUUUCUAACACUACGCGGGAGACUAUACAACCUGCCCUUAAACGGAAGUUGAAUGAGGGAGAAAUGACCGUAGAUGCUGGCAAUAAUCCGUUUUAUGUAUCUCAGCAUGAAAAGGAUCCGAAGAAUGCAACUAAUCAGAACGAGGAAGAUGAAAUGUUAAAUGAAAAAGUUGAAUUGCCAAAUCAUAAAAAGGCGAAAAAGGAGGUGAAAAACACUUCAAGGACUAAGACCCAGAAAUCGAGAAAUAAAAGGCCUGACGAUGAUGAAGAGAUAAAAUUUGAUUUCACAAGUGUUGAAAUGGAGUUGUUACGGGAACAAUCAAAUGAGUGGAAAGUCAGUACGGUCAAUGUAUCGCAAAGAUUCAAAAAUUACCAGAUAGAAACACUUGAGAAAGCGAAGAUUUAUGGACUAAAGUGGAGUGGCUUUCAUGAAGUGCUAGCAUUGUCUUCGAUAAUUGUUUUAAGCUUGCAUUGUCCUUAUCAUAUUUUCACUGGCCGGGAAUGGCAAACAAUUAUACGUGAGAAUCCUUACAUUGUAGCUGAUUCAAUUCUGCCAACGGAAAUUUUAUCUUUUUUAUGGAGUGCAUCGGCCGAUUCCUUGAAAGGAAAGACCGCCUUUUUGUCCAUAGGCGAUUCUGAAAUCGGCCGAGUUGUUUCUCGAAUCUUUAACAACAUGUAG
This is a messenger RNA of Funneliformis geosporum, 993 nucleotides long. Lineage: Eukaryota; Fungi; Glomeromycota; Glomeromycetes; Glomerales; Glomeraceae. The record is from the annotation of a GenBank genome assembly.